Messenger RNA from Clunio marinus, 213 nucleotides. NCBI's taxonomy places the organism in Eukaryota, Metazoa, Arthropoda, Insecta, Diptera, Chironomidae. The record is from the annotation of a GenBank genome assembly.
AUGGCUUUCGGGGAAUUUUAUUUAAUUUUGGCUCAAAUAAGGCACAAUGAGCAGACUUUAACAUUCACAAUCACUUCAAUAUAUUCACAAUUAGCUCCAUCUAUUAGAAGGUAUAAUUUCGAACCGGAAUUUAAUCGGGUUAGCGAUGCGAACUUAAAUAAUUGUUUUACUGCAUCAUUGAAAUGGGAGUUAUUUGAGACUUUAAGGCCCUGA